Molecule: messenger RNA, 342 nt
Organism: Penicillium samsonianum
Lineage: Eukaryota; Fungi; Ascomycota; Eurotiomycetes; Eurotiales; Aspergillaceae
Exons: 2
Coding region: 1-342 (113 amino acids)
Source: RefSeq, a predicted model, not a curated record
AUGGCUCCACAGAAGCCUAAUACCAAAUCAUCUUCAAUUCUUGCCCUGGCUAAACCAGCUACAGCCGGAGUCACCACGCGCUCCUCGGCCCAUGAAAUCGCGGCAACUCCAACCUUGGAAGUGCACUUGCUCAAGCUAUUGUGUACCACAACCUACACCCCUAGCGAUGAGGCAACGAUGAUUAGGGAGACCGACUUGCUUCCCGUGCUCUGCUACUUGUUCCCGGUCGCAUUCGGUCUGUUUGGCGACUCAAAACAGUUAGGGCCAACCAUUACCUCCUACCACCGGCAGCUAAGAUGGGACUUCGCCGAGCUUACGGACGCAGACCAGAAGUCAAAGUAA